Molecule: messenger RNA, 1436 nt
Organism: Racocetra fulgida
Lineage: Eukaryota; Fungi; Glomeromycota; Glomeromycetes; Diversisporales; Gigasporaceae
Source: the annotation of a GenBank genome assembly
CAAUAUUUAAUGUGUUACCUACCAAUUUGGGUAAAAACUCAAUUAAAGAAGCAGAAUUUGAAUUAAAGACUUUUAUGGAAAGUGGAAAUUUUGAUAAAACUCUAGAAAAAAAUGUAGAAAUAUUUGAACCAUAUCCAGUACAAAAUGUUUUUGAACAAUUUCGUAUAAAAUGUAAAUAUUAUAGUACAUUAAGUGAACAAAGUUUUUCUAUCAAUGAUCGUGAUCCCAUCACAGUGCCUGGUUUGCAUAAUUGUGAGGGGGUCUAUAUUUCACCAAGUUUGGCAAUCUUUAUGACGGCUGUGUUAGAAUAUGUUGGUGAACAUAUCUUAAUACUAGUGGCUAAGGCUUUGAAGCAACAAGGCGAUGCAACUGUGGCGAAAGCCAAUGACGUUUAUUUGGCAUUGACAGAUAAUCAAAUUUUAACCUUAUUUCAACGGACUAACUUAAAAGAAAAAAUGGAGGCAUGUGGUGAUAAUAUGUUUCGAUCACCAGAAGUCAUCUCCCCUAGCAGUCUAACUAAAGGUGAUAAUGCUAUGUUCCAAUCACCAGAAGUAAUCUCACCUAGUAGUCCAACUAAGAGUGGAGAUAUUAUGUCACGAUCACCAGAAGUUAUUUCACCUGGUAGUCCAAUUAAACAAGGCUUCUAUAAUGAAGUGGGUAUAGUAGGAUCACGAAAAACUUCCAUCGAUGACGUUGUAUGGAGUAAGAGUCCUACUUCUCCGAAUAAAAUAAUUAAUGAUAAUAGUUAUGGAAGGAUAAGUUUAGAAUCAAGGAAUUCAGAAAAGAAUAAAUUUAAUGAUCGAGAUAUUAAAAAGCCUCGGAAAUUCGAACCUCGUGAACCAGUAGCUCGCGAACGAUUAAUUCCACCUAAAUCACAAAAUAACGAAGAGGAGGAUGAUGAUGAUUUUGAGGAAUUUUUAGGCGGAAAGAAAAAACCUAAAGAAAGUUUAUUCGAGUUUUUGAAAAAUACAGAUCCAGAUGAUAUUUUUAAUAAGUCAACGGGAAAACUUAAACGAAAGGAUUCGAAAGUUGAUCUUCUUCAAAAACGAUUAUUUAACAAUAAAUCUGGUUCGGUUCUCGAACGUGCUACAUCUAGUCCGACCAAUAGUAGUCCGACCAAUAGUGUCAGGCCUCGUCAUAUUCCUCUUAUCCCUUCUGGAAGAUUGUCAGCAUCGAACAUUACUAUACCAUCAAAUAAUACUAAAACACUGCAUCACAGCAAAUCCUUAGAUCAAUUAAGUACUGCUUAUCGUAAUAGAUCAAUAGCAAACAAAAAUAUAGAUAAACUUUAUAAUAGGCCAAAAUCAAAAACCGACUCAUUAGAUUUUGACGAAGAUGACUAUGAUAUUGUAAAUUUUGAAAAACCUCCUAGACGAUUUGAUACUCAAGAUUUGAUUGAUUUCUUAAACACAUCAUCACCACCAAAUGAUACAUUC